Messenger RNA from Actinia tenebrosa (Australian red waratah sea anemone), 2304 nucleotides. RefSeq names its product poly(A)-specific ribonuclease PARN-like. Gene Ontology annotation, molecular function: metal ion binding; poly(A)-specific ribonuclease activity; RNA binding. Lineage: Eukaryota; Metazoa; Cnidaria; Anthozoa; Actiniaria; Actiniidae. Gene Ontology annotation, biological process: siRNA 3'-end processing; priRNA 3'-end processing; nuclear-transcribed mRNA poly(A) tail shortening. Gene Ontology annotation, cellular component: nucleus; cytoplasm. The record is from RefSeq and is a predicted model, not a curated record.
AAUUUUAGUUGCACAUGGAAAAACCUUGAAAAUAAGAAAGCCUUUUUGUUACCCUAAGAAAAUGGAAAUUGUGCGUUCAAACUUCCUUGAAUCCCUCCCUAUGAUCUCCGAGGUUAUUGAGUCUGCAUCUUUCUUGGCUAUCGAUGGAGAAUUCUCUGGUUUAAAUACAAAAUGGAAGCUUGAAAAUACGAUUGACACCCCACAAGAACGCUACUCAAAACUCCUAAAUACUUCCAAGGACUUUCUCAUAAUUCAGUUUGGUUUGUGUGCCUUUACUUUGGAUAGUCAAAAGAACUGUUAUAAUGCCAAACCUUUUAACUUCUAUAUUUUUCCGAGGCAUUUAACGCGUGAUAGUCCAGAUGUGAGGUUUUUGUGUCAAAGUUCAAGCAUUGAUUUUCUUGGAGGGCACAAUUUUGACUUCAAUAAGUGGAUUCACGAAGGAAUAUCGUAUCUUAGACCUCACGAUGAGGAAAAACUGAGGAAUAAUUUACAAGAACGACACGAGCAGAGUUUUGGUCCUUUUACCUCUCCAGCACCAGUUCCAUCACCAGCAGCCUCGACAGCUUCAUCCAAUAAGUCUAGUACCAGUUCUUCCAAAACUCCUGUAAUCAUUCCUCCAGAACAUCAACCAUUUGUCGAGAAAGCUUGUAAUGAGAUAGAAGAAAUGCUUAAAAAUCCAGAGAGUAAAACUACCAACUUACCCCCCUGUAAUGGUUACUUGCUAAAACUCAUUUACCAAAGUGCAAAGCAGAGAUUCACUUCAGGGAUUCAGUUGGAGAAGAGCACCAAUGACAAGAAGGAGUGCUUUAUCGUAGUCACUAAAGUUAAUGAAGAUGAGAAAAAGAAAUUUGAGGAAGAGAAACAAGCCAAGGAGAAAGAGAUGAUUGAAAAUGCAGUGGGGUUCUCAACUGUUUUGAAAAUGGUCUCCCAAUCUGGUAAACUAAUCGUCGGUCACAAUAUGUUGUUGGAUCUAAUGCAUAUUGUACACCAAUUCAGUUGCCCACUUCCUGAAGAUGUUGAUGAGUUCAAAGCAAUAAUCCAAGCUCUAUACCCAAGAAUUGUGGAUACAAAAGUAAUGGCAACAACGCAACCAUUUCGAGAUCAACUUCCUUCUACAAUAUUAGGUGACCUAGUAAAACAUCUCACAGUUGCUCCUUUUAAGAAACCAGUCAUAGAGCUGGACAAGGAGUUUUCAAGGUACCAGGAGGGCACAGAAAAGCUCCAUGAAGCAGCUUACGAUGCCUAUAUAACUGGGCUGGCAUUUAUUUCCAUGGCUAACUACCUGGGUAGUUUUCAAGAUCCACCAAAGUCAAUGAUAUCACCUGAUUCAACAUUGGUAUCACCAUUCCUCAACAAAAUCUUCCUCUACAGAAUGGAAGAUAUACCUUACCUGAAUCUUGCUGGUGAAGACUUGAAGCCUGCACGAGAUCAUGUCUUCUUUCUUACUUUCCCAAGUACCUGGAGAUAUGGAGAUAUUCUUGAACUUUUUAGUCCAUUUGGAUUUGUCUAUGUCUCCUGGAUAAAUGACGCGUCAGCAUUUGUGUCGCUUGCCUUGAGAGGUAACAAGAAUAAAGUGCUAGAGAAAUUAAGUGAUGACGAUGCACCCUAUACAAUCACAUCUUAUGCUGAGUACUUUGGAUACACCUGUAAUGCUAACCCUGGGGAAGACAAUGAAGCAGAGGCUGGCAAUUAUCAUCCAGGAAGCAAGAGACGCAGAAGUGAGGGUACUUUGCAGUCCAACAAGUACAAAACUACAGAGAUGAAGAUAGCUGAUACAAACAGUGAACCUGAAGAAGGGGAAAUUAUUGAAGAGCCAGUUACGAAGAAAAAGAAAAAAGACCAACACUUUGAUGUACCAAAAGAUUGGUAGUACCACGAGGUUGCAGUUUAGUUGUGUUUAAUGACCUUUAGAUCAGCCAAGUAUGAGAACAAGUGCAAGUUUUAAAAUUGGUCCUGUGCAUGUGGUUCACUCUGAAUGUUAGUCGAGUUUUGCCUUUUUACAAUCUAAAGUUUCAAUCUAUGUACGCGAUCAUGACUACAAAAGGAUAGUGCAUUCUUUAAGAGUUAAAAACUUGUUCUCAUUCUUAUCAUUGGAUCAAAAGGUCUGUCUUGUUGCAUACCAUACAGUAUGCUUUCAAAGUUGAUUAUUUAUAUUUUCUUAGACUUUGUUUGAACACAGGCAGCCCAAUCUCUUGUUCUGUAGUGUUGUAGUAUUUAAAUAUUUGUGUUUGAAUUGUUUAAAAAAUUCCUCUCAUUACACCUCUUGCAGGGGUGGAUCCAGGAAUUUUAGAAGGGUGGUGACUA